This is a messenger RNA of Pygocentrus nattereri (red-bellied piranha), 4431 nucleotides long. Its product is annotated as zinc finger protein 569-like. NCBI's taxonomy places the organism in Eukaryota, Metazoa, Chordata, Actinopteri, Characiformes, Serrasalmidae. The record is from RefSeq and is a predicted model, not a curated record. Gene Ontology annotation, molecular function: RNA polymerase II cis-regulatory region sequence-specific DNA binding; DNA-binding transcription factor activity, RNA polymerase II-specific. Gene Ontology annotation, biological process: regulation of transcription by RNA polymerase II. The transcript has 3 exons. Gene Ontology annotation, cellular component: nucleus. Bases 107 to 1681 code for a protein of 524 amino acids.
CGCAGCUCUGCGCUGCCGAGCUAGCGCUGGCGCUAGAGCUGCUCGCUGGCGGCGGAGAAAGCGGGUUUUCUCUCUCCCUCCGUCGGAAACGCAGUUCAGUGGAAGAAUGCCUGCAGAGUGUAGCGUCCCCGGGUGCGAUAAAUACGAAGAGGCGAGAGCCAAAGGCGUUAUUUUUCACCGUUUUCCCGAGAAAGACGUCGAGCUGUGUAAGAGGUGGCUGGCGGCCAUAGGCAGGGAUGUAAACACGCCGCAGAAGAACUACGUGUACCUGCGCGUGUGCAGCCAGCACUUCACACCCGACGACUACGAGCGGGACCUGAAAGCCGAGCUCAUGGGGUGUCGGCCCAAGCUGGUAGUGAAGAAAACGGCCAUCCCGUCUUUAUUGAUCAGGAAAAAGAAAGCAGCCGUGACGAGGGAGCCUGGGAUUCUGCACUCUGUGGGUAUCUCCCCCAAGGUGGAGGUCUCAGAAGACCCAGCGUAUGAUGAGCUGGAAGUCACCUUAUCAUCUGAUGAUUUACUAAGUGAUUCGGAAAGUCCAGAGGAAGAGGACACGAAGAAGAAGAAGCACAAGAGCAAAAAGAACCACAGCUCAGACGAGUGGGAGCCCCCUGCACACGAAGCCGCCAAGGAUUCCGACAACUCCGAAAUGUCCGUGGAUGAGGAAGAGUCCGACGACUCUGAUGGCCUGGAGAACGAUGGCAGUAUGCCGGUGGUGGGCUGUGAAGAUUGUGACACGGAAGCCAGGCUGCAGUGUUCGUUACUGCGGCACCAAAAACUUUUCGCUUGUUCCCAGUGUGUCUCUGCCGAAAACAUGGGCACUCGCUGCCUUGACAAGCUGCUCGUCCGCUUCACCGAUUACCAGAGCUUUCAGGUUCAUGCCGAGGAGGAACACGGACUCACCACCAAACGUGUGCUGUGUCAGGAGUGCGGCGUCUUCUACGUGAAACCCACCGAGGCGAACGGCAAGAAAGAGCAUGUGUGCGAGUACAAGACGAAGCACCUCGUCUGUCCGAACUGCGACAAAAGGUUCCGGACCGAGAAGGGCCUGAAAGCGCAUACACGGAAACUUCAUGGCGACACGAUGCACCCCUGCAAGUACUGCUUGAUGCCUUUCCGGAACCGGCCUGCCAAAUUGGAGCACGAGGAGACCCACCCAAAAGAGGACAAGCCGUACCUGUGCCCAGAUUGCCCCGAGAAAUUCCGCAACAUCGUGAAGCGGAAUCGUCACAUGAGAUCCCACCGAGGCCCUUGGAAGUACUUGUGCAAGACAUGCGGAAAGGGUUUCCCUCACCUGGACAGGUUGGAGAGGCACGAACUGAUCCACUCCGGCAUAAAGCCUUUCAGAUGCGAGGUGUGCGAGCGCUCCUUCACCCAGGAGGGCCAUCUCAAGUCCCACAUGCGUCUCCACACGGGAGAAAAGCCCUACAAGUGUAAGCUCUGCGAAAAGAGCUUCACCCACAACGUCAGCCUCAAAAGCCACGUCUUGCGCUACCACAGCUCUAUAACAGCUGCCCCUCCUCAUCCUCCUCCUCAUCCUCCUCCUCCUCCUCCUGCUCAAGGUGUGCAAGAAAACUCCAUCCCGAAAGCAAGGAAGAAGUCCCAGGGCAGGCCCAAGGGUCGCCCCAAACGAGUUUUGGCCAACGAAGAGCAGGAAAACGGUGGAAACCACCAGUUGUCUUAAUCAUGAUGUGAAGUUUCAAGAGGAAAUGAAACCAGAGGGUAAGGGUGAGCAAUGUGGUAGGAAUACAGCAUCACAGUACUUGAAGACAUUUUCACGAUACAUGACAUGCAUCACUUUAUUAUGGCUUUCCUGGGGUUUUAUAAGUUGGAACAGAUGUACUGCAGCUAACGGGACAGCUCAUGUUCUCUAUUUAAUAAAAUCCAAAGACCUCUUACCAAAUUUCUGCAUAAUUGAGUCGAUAUGAUGUAAACAAAGUCAUUCAGAGUGUUUUGAUGAGAAAUAGUUGAUGAAGAAAACUACUGCCUCAGACGUCUUCACAGUGGUGAUGAUGGGAACCAGGAGUCACAAUGACUGCAACACAAAUAUAGACAUUUUAUUUACUAUCCAGAACCACCAGUGAACCUACAUGAGCCUUCUGAGUUUAUAUGGAACAUUUAAGUUAAAUAAGGCAAAUUUACCUCAUUACAAGACUUAUUUAUGCCCUGUAUGUACCUCUACUCCAUGAAUUGAAAGCAUCUUAGGAUUAUUGUAAAACCAAACUCUCUGGCAUUAGGCAGCGUAUUCAUGGCCAUUUUGUGUGAACGCUUUCUAUGAGGGAGCUUUUAGAGGUGGAUGUCUGGUUCCCAUCACCACCACUGUGAAUGUCUAACUUGAAAUGCAGCAUUUCACCCGAAGCCACUCUGAACUACUUUAUUUACACCUUAGCCAUCACGCAGAAAUCUUGACCAAUCGGUGGAACUGAACUUGAAUGAAGUAGUUCUGUCUUCAAGUAUUGGUGAUAUCUAAAAUAUACAGACCUUUUAUCAUGAAAACGAUGUCAUAUCGUCAUAUUGACCACCCCUACCUGAGGGUUGCUUCACAGAGCGGCCUUUCACACUGAUCUGGAUGAUUAAGGCCAAAAGCGAAGAUGAUUAUCCAGUAGAAACGUCCCUUAUUAGUUCUUCUACCGGAGAGGGUUUGGUCAUCUGGCAGACUGAGAAGUCCUGCUUUAUACUGACCAUUACGGGCAAAGAUGAAGACGCCAGAGCCCAAAAUGAUUUGUUAGACAUUUCAUGAUACAGUGGAGAUCAUCAGUUUCAUCAGUCAGAGGACCAAUCAGCUCAGUUACUGAGUGCCACAGAGACUCCAGUUUGCAUGCGAAAUCCUGUUAAUGUUCUUAACCAUUUUUCAACUGUAAAUCAGUUGUGGCCUUAAAAAAGACUCUUGUAACAGUUACGUUUGCGUUCUGCGCUUGUAGUUCUCUUUUCUUGGAGUAAUUCUCAGUGCUUUGUUUUUUUUCCUGUAUUUUUUGCGCCGUUCCCUUUCAUGAUUGUAAAAUUGCAUAUGUGAUUGACGCAUUGUCACUGCUGGAACAAAACCUCCAUCCCCCUCCCAAAUAAUCUGAAAACUCCAGCUGCUGUUUAUACUGUAUCAAAGUUUCAUGACGAAUGGACCAACGAAGAUGGUCCAAAGUGGCUGAAAUUGUUCCGUUCAUUCACGUUGAAAGUUAAGGAUGUUUUUUUUUCUUCUUCUGUAAAGUAACUGAAACGGAGAAAGGGGUUUUGUUCCGACAGUGACUGACAUUAGGGAUGCACCGAUCAUGAAUUUUUAUGGAAGAUUGUGAAUUCUCUACAGCCAUAUUGGCCAGAGGCUGAUUUUUAUUAGCCUUUAUUAAUGUUUUUUAACUUGAAGCUUGCACCGUGUGAAGGACCAUUGAAAAGCUUACCUUGUUGGCCAAAGUUGCGAUUACAUUACAAAAACACUGAGUGCGUUUAGAGGAACCUAAUAAUCUGAUACUGUCAGUGCAUUUACUUGAGUAAUCAGAUAACAGGGAAACUCCAGGUCUACAUGAGUCAGACAGUAAUCAGAUUUCUGUUUAGAAACCAGCCAAUAAACUCGCAGAUGAUGUGAUGGAAAUGUAAUGUAAAACUCAAACUUCAUUUCAUCCAGAAGUGUUCCGCUGCAUUUUGUGGCGACGCUGUUUGCUUAUUUCAGGUACUGUUUAACACAUGUGCCGACUCAGCAAUCUGAAAGAAAUCAGAGAUCACAUGCAAUGAGAAAUCUGAUUACUGAGCUAAAAUCCAGCCUCUUUAUCAGAUUUCUAGACCUUGUGGUCUGAUUGAGUGCGCCAUUUACAUGACCAUUUAAAUAAUCAGAAAUCUGAUUAUGAUCGGAUUAUUAAGUGCAAGUGAACGCACUCAUUGUUUGGUUUUUAAUAGGCCAAACUGACAUUUUAUGAGAAAAUUAAAGUUGCUGUUUUAACCAACAUGAAUGCUACAUCAGAAAUAACAAUGAAUUAUACCACAGUAUUUUGGUGGUUGUUAUAGCUGCAGUUGGUGCAGCACGAGUGCGUUUACCUGAUGUUAUUUACGCCAAAAACAGCAACAAACCUCGGCCAAAGUAACACGACUAGGCCAGUUGAAGCAAAAAGUCUGAUGAUUCAGAUUGUGCAUCUCUAAUACACAUUAUUAUACCUUUCCUGCUUUGUUUAUGCAAUCAUUAUAUGAGCUUAUAUAUCCUAGAGAUGUUGUAAUCUUUGCUCAUAGCUGCUCUAUUAACAGUGUCUGUUCUGUUAGGUUUAAAUGGGGAAUGAUCUUCAUUGGUGCUAUGAACUGUCCUGUUUGAUUUUUUUUAUUUGAUUUUUUUACUUCCAUUUAUGAUUUACAUGUAUUCACUUCCAUUAGAGGUGUUACACUAAGUCCUUUUAUUCUUCUUUUUCAGCACUUAAUGCAAUUGCUGUUGUUGCAGAAAAAUAAACCAGUUUCACAUCA